Messenger RNA from Clunio marinus, 315 nucleotides. Lineage: Eukaryota; Metazoa; Arthropoda; Insecta; Diptera; Chironomidae. The record is from the annotation of a GenBank genome assembly.
CUCUUAUUCGAAUUUGAACUUAUCAACAAGACAUAAUGAAGAUCCUUCAAUUUAUAUUUUUGAUCAUUUUGUUUAUUACUGCUGUAACUUCAAUUCCAUGCCGAACUCGAGCUCCUGUAGUUGAAGAAGUUGAACCGCAACCUGAAAGACAUCGCAGGGAAGCGAGUAAUAACGAUGGUGGCCCCCGACGUGGUGGAUAUUAAAUCUAUCUGAGAUGGAUGAUGAAACUAUUCAAAUCUAAUCAUUGUCAGUCAACUUAUUUUAUUAAUUGAAAUCUUCAAUUUUAAAUAAAUAAAAAAAGACAAAGAAAGAAUU